Messenger RNA from Acanthosepion pharaonis, 513 nucleotides. Lineage: Eukaryota; Metazoa; Mollusca; Cephalopoda; Sepiida; Sepiidae. The record is from the annotation of a GenBank genome assembly.
AUGAGGCGCUGGCACAUUUUGUUCGCAUCUCUCUUUCUCCCUACAUUGUCUUUAGUCUCUCUUUCUCCCUACAUUGUCUUUAGUCUCUCUUUCUCCCUACAUUUCUCUCUUUCUCCCUACAUUGUCUUUAGUCUCUCUUUUCCCUACAUUUCUCUCUUUCUCCCUACAUUGUCUUUAGUCUCUCUUUCUCCCUACAUUGUCUUUAGUCUCUCUUUCUCCCUACAUUUCUCUCUUUCUCCCUACAUUGUCUUUAGUCUCUCUCUCUUUCUCUCUCUCCUGAUAAUUGUUUAUGGUUUUAUUGUGUCCGUCUCUCUGUUUCUCUCCUUCACUCUUUCUGUCUCUGUUUCUCUCCUUCACUCUUUCUGUCUCUGUUUCUCUCCUUCACUCUUUCCGUCUCUGUUUCUCUCCUUGCCCUCACCUUUCUGUCUCUGUUUCUCUCCUUGCCCUCACCUUUCUGUCUCUGUUUCUCUCCCCCUCUUCCCCGCCUCUUUGUCUCCAUUUCUCUCCUUUUGA